AUGUCCCAGCCCAAGUCCAUGUCAAUCCCUAUACCUAUACCAGCCCCAACGAGGGCUAGCGACGGUGGCGAGAAUCCGAUGUAUCUUUCGACAUCCGAGCCUUCUUCGUUCAAGUCGCAAAUGUCGUCGUUGUCCAUCGCCUCCUCGGAGGCAAGCUCCCAAGGUCGCAUUGCUUCAACACCAGUCACCUCGUGGCUUGAGAAGGUCCACAAUGCUCUUCACAAACACACUGUACCCGAGGUGGACCCGGACCUCGAGCGUACCAGAGUUAGGGUUAUACAAGCUCUCGCGUCGAUCGGUACCAUAGCUGUUCCACUUGCGAUUGAAGCUGUGUCUUUGGCACCCGUUCCCGGGAUGUCCGUCGUCGGGAAGGUCUUGCAGAGCAUCUGGGACUCGUGCCAGCUGAUUCAGACGAAUCGAUGCCGAUGCCUUCGAAUCACGGAAAGGUGUGCAACGGUGCUGAUGGCUAUCAACAAGAUCGUUUCGCGUUCGAGCUCCAUCACGCAGAAGGAGCUGGACGAACCUUUGCGGGAACUCCAAGAACGUUUCCAGCGAUUCGAACGUUUCGUGAAACAGCAAACGGAACUUUCUUUCUUGACCAAGAUUUUGAACAAAGACGAUGUCAAGGACCAAUUGGACAGACACGACCAAGAUAUCCGGGACUGCGUCAAUUUAUUCCAGACUGACAUUGACAUUCGCAUUCUCGACGCAGUGUUGAGAAUCACCGACGGCGGAAGACCAGCUCCUGUUGUCAUGCCCUCCUCGCAUUCCGCUCCGCAUUUCCCAACGGUCCCCGAUCACGACCUUGGUGAUUUGGACUCUCUCCACUCGUUUCCCGGAUUUCCGUCGGGACCGGCACAGCCAAUGCUUCUCGGAGGUGGCGACGCAGCUUCGGAUCUGAGCCAACGACUGCAAGCCAUUCACAACGGACAAAACCGCCUUGACAUCGCCCGGGACAACGAAGAGCUGGCGGAGGAGAUGCAGUCUGCCCUCCAGGCCAGCAACCUGCCUGUGACCAUGCUUUUGCAGAUCGCAGUGGAUGAGAUCCCGACUGCAAUCACGCUGCUGUUGAAUCAGCUGGAGCGGCUCAAGCAGCAGGAGGAUCAGGCGGUCCAGCUGUUCCAGUCGCACGUCGGGCAUCCAAGAAUCGUUGCGUCUGAGGUUUCUCCGUCUCCGCGGAUUCGGGCGCUGAGCUGGCCCCUGGAUGGAGUUCCAGCGAGACGACUGCUGCACCGGCAUUUCAUGGAGGCAACACUGGACGCGCUGAAACAGGAAUUAUUGGGAAGAUCGGUGCUGUCUCGAGCGCAUCCGCUUCUUCGGUCGCCUACUGUUCAAGGAGCGACAUGGAGAGUCGUCUCUCCCUCGUCUUCCUCAUCCCUUUCCGACUACAGCUCUGCUGUUUCAACCACGACGAUGGCCUCAUGCUCAAAUUACGACAGGGAAGAUCUUGGCACCUUUACUCAUUCUGCAGACCUCCCCGUCACUGACUCGGCGAUCGAUUUAUCUACAUCAUCGGGAAAAUCGCCAGCAGAGACCGAGAUCUGUUACCGCAUCUCAUUAUCACAUGCGUUCCAUCACUUGAGCCCCUCGCUUCCAUUGUGGUCCCCCAGCUUGGUAGAAAUGGGAGCCGUCGGAUACCUCUCGAGGCCGACCGGCGAGUUCCGAACUCUCUUCAAUUCGCGUUUUCCCGACACCACAUCUGCCGGAAGCAAACUACGAGGACUGGCUAUCCCCGCGCUGUCGUCGGUACGCAUCAUUGCGGAGGAGCAGAGCGAGGAGAGCGCGACCAUCAAAGCGAAGGGAAAGAGAUUCCUGACCAAGCUCACGAGCAACUCCGCGGACAAAUACAAGCACACUCACCACAUCUCCUCGUACGGCGAGACGGCGCAUCUGAUUGCGGAGAAGGCGGUGUACCAUUAUUUUGACUCGCUGGAGUCGCCCAAGCGGUGGUUCAGAGCGCAUGCCAAUACUAUUUUGGCGGCUUUCAAGGAUGAGGUGCUCGGAAAGGACGAGUUAAUUAUGGUCACUGGUACGGUCAAUGUGCGAGACUAUGCUUUGCUAGUUGAUCACGGAAACGAAAAAGAGCUCAGACGUCACCGCUUUCACGUCUAUUCUCACCGGCAAAUGGGAAAGCCAUGGGGAACGUUUGACCAUAAGCCCGAAACUGGCUCUUUGGAUCUUUCGAGACCGCAAGAAAGACCUACGAGCUCCCAGACGAUGUUCAAGGUAUCUGAUGUUGGACCUGAAUUGGCCACUGUCCUGCUGUCGCGCUUGAGAUUCAGUCCGAAUCAACUGGAGCCCACCUCGCAGUGACAUCUGAGUAAUUUCCCUCUCAUUCUCUUGAUUAUUCUAGUAUAUCGCGCAAAAUUUAAUCGCAUUCGCCAUUUUAAACUUCGGAGUCGGAAGUUGAA
Messenger RNA from Mycena citricolor, 2411 nucleotides. The record is from the annotation of a GenBank genome assembly. Lineage: Eukaryota; Fungi; Basidiomycota; Agaricomycetes; Agaricales; Mycenaceae.